This is a messenger RNA of Esox lucius (northern pike), 432 nucleotides long. RefSeq names its product chymotrypsin inhibitor. The record is from RefSeq and is a predicted model, not a curated record. The transcript is spliced from 5 exons. Bases 87 to 350 code for a protein of 87 amino acids. Lineage: Eukaryota; Metazoa; Chordata; Actinopteri; Esociformes; Esocidae. Gene Ontology annotation, molecular function: serine-type endopeptidase inhibitor activity; protein binding.
UGUCUCCUAAUCAUCAAGCCCUUAAUAAGUGAAUCAGAUAAGCAUGUUCUGAGUUACAACACAUUUGUGGAUUCCUCAGAAGUUGUAUGCCGACUGUUUACGUAGACAACAUGGUUGGGAAACUAGUGAUUCUGUUGUUUGCAAUGCUGCUUGUUUCUUAUUCAGAAGGGAGUUCAGAACGUGGCAGAAAGCCAUCAUGCGACAAUAUGGCAGAGCCUUUUGCUUGCCUUGCCGUCUACUUGCCUGUGUGUGGCUCUGAUGGCCAAACCUACUCCAAUGAGUGCUACCUCUGUUCCCAUAUACAAGAAACCAACAAGGACAUUUUAGUCAUCAAUGAGGGGAGCUGCUAAGAGGAUCUGAAGUCACCAAAAAAAAUACAUGUUGUUGAUUUAAUAAACCGAUGUGCAAAUAAAACUUCUUGUUUCAUUUUGA